AAGGAUAACAUGUAACUUAUGUCGUAUUUGAUGAACAGAUGUCAACUUCAAUCAGUAUUGAUCGGAUCUCUCGAGAAUACAAUAAUGCAUUCAUUUACGUAAUGUACAUAUAGUUGAACCGUUGACAAAAUUAGUUCAGUGUGAAUGUAGAAAUUGCAAUAAAAACCAUUUGUAAUGAAUUAUAUAAAAAAUGUACAUUCUUCUGAAAACCAGAGUAAUAAUGGUAAUCAUAAUCGACGAAUCAUACUUUGCCCACAAGAAAAUUGCUUUGAAACAUUUCCGAAAUACGUAAAUUUACGUCAACAUCUAAUAGCACAACAUGAAGUUAACAUUGAAUUUGAAGAUUUGACUUUUAAUUCAACUGCAGAUUUUGAAAAAUGGAAAAGGCAAGUAGAAAACGAGACACAAUCUCAUUACUCAAUGGAUACAGGAACGAGGCAGUUGUUGAAUGGAGCAAGUAAAAGAACAUACAAUUGCUGUAUCAAAAAACGCAAAAGCAAAAAUAUUGAAACGUGUUUAACUACCAAAACGGGUAGAGCAUGCCCAGCAAGGAUAGAAGUAAUUAUCCACAACGAUAAUCAAUCCACAAUAUCAGUUAAGUUCUGCAAAACUCAUUGCGGCCAUACAGAAAGAAUUGGACAAGUGAAUUGUAACGAAUCCAGCGAUAGAAUUGAAUGCGAAAUGUGCAAGACGAUGUUUUUCAAGCGUCACCGUUUUGAGAAGCACCUUUGUAACGGGGAAGCAAAAAAAGUUAAAAAAAUACCAUGUCCAAAUUGCCAGAAAAUAUUUUCAAAAAGGGCUAAUUUAAGGCGACAUUUAUAUCUGCAUUUGAAGGGAAAAACUUUCGAGUGUCGUCAUUGUAAGAAGCUAUUUCCCCACGAAGACGACAUCGUCAGACAUCUCCUAAUUCAUACAUAUGAUCAGCCGUACAUGUGCAAAGUAUGCGAAAGGUUGUAUUCGCAAGCUGAUGUUUUCGAAGAACAUAUGAAGACGUGUCAGACACCCUUUAGAUGUGACCAAUGUAGUAAAACGUACGCAACAAAAUAUUCCCUCAUAAUCCACAUUAAGUCUGUUCAUAAACAUGAUCCAGAAAUUUCAGAAAAAUGUCAUGUAUGUAACGAACUGUUCACGCACAAGUUUCAGUUGAUCGAACAUAUGAAAUCACACUCUGGAAAUGAAUGUGACGAUUAUCUAGAGGUAACAGAAACCAAAAAUAUUUAUCAGAAAACUAAUAAACGUCUUGUCGCUGAUGAUGAUCAGCAGGGCACAGAAAAUACUGUCGGACCUGUUGCGAAAGUAAAGAAAGAGGAAAUAUUAACUAUAAUUGAUGAACCUCUUCUGAAGUAUGAGGAGAAGUCUGUAAAACUAAGUGAAAGUAUUGUACCUGAAGAAGAACCUGUUAAAGUAAAGAAAGAAGAAAUAUUUACUGCAAUUACUGAACCUUUUGUGAAAUAUGAUAUGAAAUCUGUAGAACUAUGUGAAAGUAUUGUUCCUAAAGAAGAACCCGGUUAAAGUAAAGGAAGAAGAAAUAUUUACUGCAAUUAAGAACUUGUGAAGUUUGAGGCGACAUCUGUAGAACUAAGUGAAAUUGGCAAAACGUAUUCUAUUGCUGAAAUCAAUGAAGAAGGCCUUUAACGUCAACGAAGAAGCCUUUGUAAAUAAUGAAUUAAAAUUCUUAAUAAAGCUGCAAUA
This is a messenger RNA of Agrilus planipennis (emerald ash borer), 1692 nucleotides long. Its product is annotated as zinc finger protein 1 homolog. NCBI's taxonomy places the organism in Eukaryota, Metazoa, Arthropoda, Insecta, Coleoptera, Buprestidae. The transcript has 2 exons. The record is from RefSeq and is a predicted model, not a curated record. Bases 175 to 1512 code for a protein of 445 amino acids.